GGCCGGGGACGUGCUGCCGCGUCCUCGCUGGCUCACUGGGCGGCGGUGGAGCAUGUGUAAGUCGCUGAGGUUUCUACUGGCUCGGAAUUCGACUAGUGUAUGCCUGGCUGGAUCGUAAGGCCGGCGUCUGCGAGGACGCGGCGUGGAGGGGAACGGCAGCCGGAGACCGGCUGGGCAUCCCUUUCGGAAGCUGGACAGUCCCGGCUUCGCGGGUGUCGCCUCUCGGCCAGCGGCGGGGAUCAUGGCUUCGCUGGCUGACCGAGUACGGGGCAAUGGGCGAAUAGCUGCUGGGCUCCUGUUCAACCUGCUAGUGUCCAUUUGCAUCGUGUUCCUCAAUAAAUGGAUCUAUGUGCAUCACGGCUUUCCCAACAUAAGCCUGACCCUGGUGCACUUCAUGGUUACUUGGCUGGGCUUGUACAUCUGCCAGAAGCUGGACAUCUUUGCUCCCAAAACUCUGCCUCCCACCAAACUCCUCCUCCUGGCCCUCAGCUUCUGUGGCUUUGUGGUCUUCACCAACCUCUCUCUGCAGAACAACACCAUAGGCACCUAUCAGCUGGCCAAGGCCAUGACAACGCCGGUGAUCAUAGCCAUCCAGACCUUCUGCUACCAGAAAAGCUUCUCCACAAGGAUAAAGCUCACGCUGAUUCCUAUAACUUUAGGUGUAAUCCUAAAUUCUUAUUACGAUGUGAAGUUUAAUUUCCUUGGAAUGGUGUUUGCUGCUCUUGGUGUUUUAGUUACAUCCCUUUAUCAAGUGUGGGUAGGAGCCAAACAGCAUGAAUUACAAGUAAAUUCAAUGCAGCUGCUGUACUACCAGGCUCCAAUGUCAUCUGCCAUGUUGCUGGUUGUUGUGCCCUUCUUUGAGCCAGUGUUUGGAGAGGGAGGAAUAUUUGGUCCCUGGUCACCUUCUGCUUUGCUUAUGGUGCUGCUAUCUGGAGUAAUAGCUUUCAUGGUGAACUUAUCCAUUUAUUGGAUCAUUGGGAACACUUCACCAGUCACCUAUAACAUGUUUGGACACUUCAAGUUCUGCAUUACAUUAUGUGGAGGAUAUGUUUUAUUUAAAGAUCCACUAUCAAUUAAUCAGGGUCUUGGCAUUUUAUGUACAUUAUUUGGCAUUCUUGCCUAUACCCACUUUAAACUCAGUGAACAGGAGGGAAGUAAAAGUAAACUGGUACAACGUCCUUAAGAUUUUGUGGAGAAAAGAAAAUCGCCCCCAAGAAGACAAAGAACACUCAAAGUGUGGAAGUUACUUUCAAAAAAGAAAAAAAGAAUUACAGUGCAAAAUUCAUGGAGUGGUUUACAAAAAGCAAUACAAAUUUUAUUCAUUGGUA
Urocitellus parryii (Arctic ground squirrel) is the source of this 1328-nucleotide messenger RNA. RefSeq names its product solute carrier family 35 member E3 (gene Slc35e3). Lineage: Eukaryota; Metazoa; Chordata; Mammalia; Rodentia; Sciuridae. The record is from RefSeq and is a predicted model, not a curated record.